Jatropha curcas is the source of this 1481-nucleotide messenger RNA. RefSeq lists its product as uncharacterized. Lineage: Eukaryota; Viridiplantae; Streptophyta; Magnoliopsida; Malpighiales; Euphorbiaceae. The record is from RefSeq and is a predicted model, not a curated record.
AGUAGAGAUUACCUGUCGUUUAGCCACUCUAAAAAACAAUAACCAAUGGACGAGGUUACACAUGACAAAACUGAACUGGACUGAGGUUGCAUCUUAACGUAUUCGAGCUUCUGUGGGCUUUAUUGUUGGGCACAACACAAAGAACUGCCUGUAUUUACAAACAAAAGUGGGUUUUAGCUCACUAGAGAGAGAGAGAGAGAGAGAGUCGUUGAUACAAAAGCAACAGGAGCAGAAACAACUAUAAACUGAUCAAAUUUACUUUCGAUAAGACAAUUUCUCAAUCAAUCAAGUUCUUCUUUGCGCGAUCAGUAUUGGAUUCUAUUGUUUUGUGAUCGUCAAAGCCAAAAACUAAAUCUCAAUCGCAAUGGGCUCAUUCAGCAACUCCAACUUUGACAAUCUCAUGCUCCAAACGCUAAUGGGCCGCCUCCAAAUCCGCCCUCCAAAUGCUACAUAUAACCCCUUCCUCUCUGAGUCUCUUGAGGACCUCCUCUUUGACCGUGCCAACACUUUCUCUGAUAACUCAGAUGAAGACAUCUUUGAUACUAGAACUCAACUAUCCAAAGAAGAAUCGAAGCUUGAGAAGGAAAUUAUUCGGCUAAUUCUCUCGGGUAAGACUGAUUCGUUGAAACCUAACUCAGGCCAGGCAGUUACAAUUGGUGAACAUCACAUAUGUGUUGGGUUUCAUGAAGAGAAAGGAUCAGAUUAUAGGGUGUGGGAGUGGCAUGGACAUAUUAUGUUGUUUGAUGAAGAGAAUGGGUAUACUCCUGAGUAUAUUUAUGGAAAUUACUUUGAGAGAUUGCAGCGUAAUGAAGUUGGACGUGGUGGGAUUAGUAAGGUGGAUAAGAAAGAGGAAGAAGAGGAGGAAGAGGAGGAGGAAGAGAAGGAGGGGGAGAAAUUGGAGAAUUUGGGGCUAAGAGAGUUGAUUGAUGAUGGGGAUGCUGCUGGUGCUCGAAUUCUUCACAGGAAUAUCAAUGCAGGUUCUCCAAGGUUUAGUUGAAUGGACUUUGCAUAACUGGUUUUGGGCAUUCAAGGAGAGACUUUAAAUCAAUACCUAGGUCUGUCAAUUCUUCAGGAUCGAAGCAUUUGGCACACUACUACUGCUGCAGUUUGAGCAAUCAUUUUGGGGUCGUGUAUGGUUCCUAUGUUUGACUUUCACGAGUUAUAUUAAAUACAUGAAAUUUAUUUUUUAACAGUUUUGUUAUGAGCAGAAUAAAUGUAUACUGUUGAUAGCUGUCGGUCCCUCUCAUAUAGAUAUUACAGUUUUACCUGCAAGUUGCAAGUUGGUUUCAAGUUUAACAACUUCUUCCCAUUUGGCAGUAUGUGAUUGCUUGGCUUUCUAUGGGUUUUUUAGGCUUUCUUAAAAGUGCCUGAGCUUCCAAUUUCGAUCCUCAUUUCAUAAUUUUGUUAGUAUUGCAAGUUCUGAUAUGUAAUUGACAAUGUGUGUUUCUGUUUUUAUCGGUUUAUAUAGUUUUAUUCAGUUA